AUGUUUUGUGAAGGCAAUGAUCGUAUAGCACCACCACCAGAACUCAAUAUCACACUCCCGACAGCGAGGGAUUUUGUUAGUAAACCAUACGACUGUUCAAGCAAUGAGAUUCAGUCACAACUACCAACAGAUAUUCUGCUAAUAACAGCAAAUGAUCAUGAAUUCAAUGCUUGCUAUUCAUAUAUGAAACAUGUUCAUCGAGGUUAUUCUGCGAAACUGGGAAUGGUAGAUUUUGGUCGAUUUGGUGAUCAGAAAAACCCGAAUGUGAGAGUUGCAUUGAUGAAAUCUUGGCAGGGACCGACGGAGGCUGUGAUACCAGUGAGAAAUGCCGCUGAAAUUUUACACCCAAAAGUAGUCCUCUUUGUCGGGAUCUGCGCAAGCAUGGAACGGGCGAAGGCAAAACUUGGCGAUGUCGUGAUUUCUGCCAAACUAGCGACUUAUGAUCAUAAGAAAUUCAAGGCAGAUGGUACAGUUGAGUAUGGCGGGACUAAACCGAACGUUA
This is a messenger RNA of Paramuricea clavata, 502 nucleotides long. The record is from the annotation of a GenBank genome assembly. NCBI's taxonomy places the organism in Eukaryota, Metazoa, Cnidaria, Anthozoa, Malacalcyonacea, Plexauridae.